Zootermopsis nevadensis is the source of this 691-nucleotide messenger RNA. The record is from RefSeq and is a predicted model, not a curated record. Lineage: Eukaryota; Metazoa; Arthropoda; Insecta; Blattodea; Termopsidae.
GAGACGGAAUUCAUAGUAGCAAAGAUAAAUAUCAUAUUCAAAGAAAAAUUGCACCAUUUUCUGUUUAAUCAAGCUGCAAAGUGAUGACAUGAGUGUUCUAGUUCUUCUCAUUGUUGCUGUUACCUAGUAAGAGUAAGUGUUGAUCAUUGAUAGUGUGUGGUGAGGUUUCUCUGGUGUAGUUCUAAUUUAAUAAAUUAACAACCUUAAUAUGGGCUGUGAUGGGGGCACUAUCCCCAAAAGAGCUGAGCUGGUAAAUACAAAAAAGAAGCCAGUGAAAGAGAAAGACGAGAAAAAUGCUUGGUUGUGGAGAACCUGCAGCCUCACACAGCUGGUGUUUGAACCACCGGUAGUAUCGUGCUUCUUGGGCAAAUUUUAUAACAAAUGUGCUGUGAUUGAUGCCCUGUUGAACAAGAGUCCUGUGCUCCCACAGCACAUCAAAAGGUUGAAGGAUAUUAAAGAUCUGAAGCUUACUCCAAAUCCAGCAUUUAAGCCAUCAGCGGAGAAGGGCGAUGAGUAUAUUGAUUGCCAUUUAGCACCAUACAUCUGCCCAGUGGUUGGAAUUGAGAUGAAUGGGAAGUUUCGAUUUGUGUUCCUCUGGGGAUGUGGUUGUGUCAUGUCAGAAAGAGCUCUCAAAGAAGUGAAGAGUAAGCUGUGCCUCAAGGUAAGAAACUAUUGAAAUUAUUAUCAAGAU